CUCGUGAUGAGUGUGCUUCACAGAAACAGAAGUUGCUAACAGAAUCUGGUGGUUCUGGUUCAUGGCUCUCUCUCUCUCCUCUCAACCGCUCAAUUUUCCGGCCACAUAUUCUUCAUCCACCGGAAACCGCCACACUGCCGCCGUCUCCGCCGCAAGCAUAACAAACACAACAACAAGGAGACUAUCACUCACACGAAAGUUCGUCGCAAAAGCGUCAGAAAAGGACGAUGACACGCCGUCGUUUAAUCCGUUCGGUUUCGUAACAGAUAAUCCGUCAAGCCGGAACGCGAUUCAACUUCCAGAAGCUCCUGCUGAGGACGGAAACGUUGGACAAAUGCUCUAUAGAAUAGAAGAUAAGGGAAAGGAAUACGGUUCUUACAUCAAAUCUGGAGGCUUUACCUGGUUUGUGAGAGAAACAGGCACGUCUGAUGCUCGGCUUGGUCCACGUGGAACUGUUGUUUUCCUCCAUGGUGCUCCAACACAGUCCUUCGGUUAUCGGGUUGUGAUGUCUCAGUUGGCGGAUGCUGGUUUCCAUUGUUUCGCGCCUGAUUGGAUAGGAUUUGGUUUCAGUGACAAGCCACAGGCAGGAUAUGGCUUUGACUACACUGAGAAAGAAUACCAUGAACAACUGGAUAAAUUGCUCGACGUCCUGGAGAUCAAAUCUCCUUUCUCACUAGUGGUUCAGGGGUUUCUUGUAGGUUCCUAUGGAUUAACAUGGGCCUUAAAAAAUCCAAGCAGGAUAUCCAAACUUGUAAUGUUGAACACUCCUUUAACAGCUUCAUCUCCUAUCCCAGGACUGUUUCAACAACUCAGAAUUCCACUGCUUGGUGAAUUCACUUGCCAAAAUGCAAUAAUGGCUGAGCGAUUUAUUGAAGCAGGUAGCGCUUACGUCUUGAAGGUAGAAAAGGCUGAUGUUUAUCGGCUACCAUAUCUGAGAAGCAGUGGACCUGGAUUUGCUUUGCUUGAAGCUGCCAAAAGAAUCAACUUUAAAGGGACUUCAAGCCAAAUAGCCGAUGGCUUUGCAUCCGGGAGGUGGGAUACACCGAUAUUAGUUGCGUGGGGUAUAUCCGACAAAUAUCUUCCUCAGUCAAUUGCAGAGGAGUUUCAAAAAGGAAACCCGUCUGCGGUGACUCUGAAGUUAAUCGAAGGGGCUGGUCAUAUGCCUCAAGAAGACUGGCCUGAGAAAGUUGUUGAUGCUCUGAAAUACUUCCUCUGAUUAUGAAACCUUUCUGAGAGUAUAUUUCAUCUGAUAGGGAGAUUGUUUUGUAUGGUAAGACAAAUUAGUAGUACAUUGUAUAGUAUUUACAUUCAUUAUAUGUGAUGUCUAUAUGUUUUUUUAGAUAAUGUAGUCUUGUUUUUGUUAUUA
Helianthus annuus (common sunflower) is the source of this 1366-nucleotide messenger RNA. Its product is annotated as cis-3-alkyl-4-alkyloxetan-2-one decarboxylase. Gene Ontology annotation, molecular function: catalytic activity. The transcript is spliced from 11 exons. Bases 62 to 1216 code for a protein of 384 amino acids. The record is from RefSeq and is a predicted model, not a curated record. Lineage: Eukaryota; Viridiplantae; Streptophyta; Magnoliopsida; Asterales; Asteraceae. Gene Ontology annotation, cellular component: chloroplast.